AAAUUUCUAAUCUGCUUGUGGCCACCAAGAAAGCCCAGGAAUGCUUGCCAGUCUAUACAAUGAGCCAGCUGAGUUUCCAUCGAAUUCUCAAGGAAGACAUCAUUCAGGGAGAGCACAUGGGACGAGGCACUCGGACCCAGAUCUACUCAGGGACCCUGGACUACAGGGAUGAGGAAGGCAGCUCCGAUGAGAAAAAGAUGAAAGUGAUUCUCAAAGUCUUGGACCCCAGUCACAGGGACAUUUCUCUGGCUUUCUUCGAGGCCGCCAGCAUGAUGAGACAAGUCUCCCACAAGCACAUCGUGUAUCUCUACGGCGUCUGUGUCCGGGAUGUGGAAAACAUCAUGGUAGAGGAAUUUAUGGAGUUUGGGCCCCUGGACCUCUUCAUGCAUCGGAAAAGUGAACUCCUCACCACACCGUGGAAAUUCAAGGUUGCCAAACAGCUGGCCAGUGCUCUGAGUUACUUGGAGGACAAAGAUUUGGUCCAUGGGAAUGUGUGCGCUAAAAAUGUCCUCUUGGCCAGAGAGGGCCUGGAUGGUGAGUGCAGCCCCUUUAUCAAGCUCAGCGAUCCUGGGAUCCCCAUCACCGUGCUCUCUCGACAGGAGUGUGUGGAACGGAUCCCCUGGAUUGCACCAGAAUGCGUGGAUGACUCCAAGAACCUGAGCGUGGCUGCUGAUAAAUGGAGCUUUGGCACAACCCUCUGGGAGAUCUGCUACAACGGAGAAAUCCCCUUGAAAGAUAAGACGCUAGCAGAGAAAGAGCGGUUUUAUGAAGGGCGAGUUAUGCCGGUCACCCCCUCGUGCAGGGAGCUAGCUGACCUGAUGACGCAGUGCAUGAACUACGACUCUAGUCAGAGACCCUUCUUCCGCGCCAUCAUGAGAGACAUCAAUAAACUAGAAGAACAGAACCCGGAUAUUCUUUCAGAGAAACAACCAAUGGCUGAGGUAGAUCCCACCCAUUUUGAAAAGCGGUUCUUGAAGAGGAUCCGUGACUUGGGAGAGGGCCACUUUGGGAAAGUUGAACUCUGCAGGUAUGACCCUGAGGGGGACAACACCGGAGAGCAGGUUGCGGUCAAGUCUCUGAAGCCAGAGAGUGGGGGAAACCAGAUAGCGGACCUGAAGAAGGAGAUCGAAAUCUUGAAGAACCUUUAUCAUGAAAACAUUGUGAAAUACAAAGGGAUUUGUACAGAGGACGGAGGAAAUAGGAUUAAACUUAUUAUGGAGUUCCUGCCUUCUGGGAGCCUGAAGGAAUAUCUUCCUAGGAAUAAAAACAAAAUCAACCUCAAACAGCAGCUGAAGUACGCGGUUCAGAUUUGCAAGGGGAUGGACUAUCUGGGGUCCUGCCAGUAUGUCCACCGAGAUUUGGCAGCGAGAAAUGUCCUUGUUGAAAACGAGCACCGUGUGAAGAUCGGAGAUUUUGGCUUAACGAAGGCCAUUGAAACAGACAAGGAGUACUACACAGUGAAGGACGAUCGGGACAGUCCUGUCUUCUGGUAUGCCCCAGAGUGUUUAGUCCAGUGCAAAUUUUAUAUCGCCUCUGAUGUCUGGUCAUUUGGGGUCACGUUACAUGAACUCCUCACCUACUGCGAUUCAGAAUCCAGUCCCAUGGCGAUGUUCUUAAAGAUGAUCGGCCCGACUCAAGGACAGAUGACUGUCACAAGGCUUGUGCGUGCAUUAAAGGACGGAAAACGUUUACAGUGCCCACCUAACUGCCCAGAAGAGGUUUACCAACUAAUGAAGAAAUGCUGGGAGUACCAACCAAACAACCGAACGUCCUUUCAGAACCUCAUCUGUGGAUUUGAAGCACUUAUAAAAUAAGAUCCCAUCGAUCAAACAUUGUUUGAAGUGCCUGUUGUGUGAAAGGCACUCCUCUAAGUGUUGGAGCAUAAGCAUCCCCCCAAAAACAUUCUUUUGUUUGUGUUGCCCAACAGUUGGUGGCCUGCCCUCUGUAGAAGUCAAGUCCCUAAGCUCAGUUGGGGGGUGAGGAGGGCUCUUUUUGUUUUUUUCAAAUUUAAAACAUUUGUAUUCUCCCCAGAUUUGGUCAUUCAUUCAUAAACUAUUUAUUGAGUGCCUGCUGUGCACAGAGGAGCUUAAUAUCUUCAGGUGGUUCUUUAUAGGCGAUGAUCAUGGAAUGGUGAGAUAUAAGAGACCCACGUUUUAAGCACUCCUCUUGUUGGAAGAUGUCUACCACCAGCCGCUGCAGCUAGUGGCUUUCGUUUCACUGGGCUUACUGGUAGCUGGUGGUUUAGUAACACUCACAUGCCUUCUCGCAAGAAUGGUAUUUCCAGCAACAAGAAAUGUGGCCCAAAUCCUCUCUCAAAUUAUUUGCUUUCACUGCUGGUGAUGAGUUAUGUUAUGAAACUGAGUCCAUUUUCCUGACUUGUCAAAUUGAGGCAAGGGCUGUAGGCUUAUCAAGUUACCUUUCAUUGUACAUACAAACUUUCAGUAUCUAUACAAAUGGACCAAACCUUCUGUCAAAUGCCAUUCACGUACUGCCCUUUGAAAAUGAAGAGAAUUCGACUUGAGCUCUUUUCUCUCACAACUCAUCUUCUUGGAUCCCUGGUGACCAUCUGCAAAAAGACUGGCUGGGCAAAGGGAUGCAGCCUGUGCCCGUUGGACAGAGCCUCUUUCUGUCUGAAUCUGAACUGACUUGGGAAUUGAAUGGGUGGCGUUGACCUUGUUAUCAACAUGUCCUAAUCAGCUGAAUUAGAGGAGACCCAGUGCCACUCAAUAGGUUUUCUUUUCAUUCUUUUUUAAAAGUAAAAAUGCAAAUGCAUCUCUUUAAUGUUCAACCUUUGCUACAAAAAAGGAAUUAUUCCCAAAGAUUUUGACACUUCAGAGGUCAAGCAGGUUUUAUAAAACCACAAGUCUGUGGUUUUAUAUGUUGGAUGGAAACAUUUAGACACACCAUAUAAAUUGUAUUACACUUUUGGGCGUUUCUGUACUUGACAUGGAAAGGCAAAAUGCCUUCAUGUAAUGAGCAUAGGCACUGAGCUCGUUAUCAUUAGGGGGAGUCUCUCGAUACUGACCACAUCCCCAUCGUGUGCAGCAUGGAACAGGGAUGCCAAGACCAGGUAGCAGGUUGCUCCCUGCUUGGAAGCUAGCACCAGCUAAAAGGUGCCAACUUGGGGGAUUGCUUGGGGAUAGUUCACUAGCCAGUGAAAACGAUGAGGUCGCCAAUCCAACGUGAACAGGAAUGGUUUUAAGGAAUGUCUGUCUGAAGAAUCAUUCAAAACUCCAUAGUACUAGUGUGCCAUUGCUUUUCACCUUCUUAUCUGGAAAAUGCUUUUGGGAAAGAUUCGGGGCUGGCAGUAAUGAGAGACAGACAGACAGACGGAGAGACGGGCUGUUCAAACUGAUAUAGUGAGCUAAGGACUUCAUUUUAUACCCUUGCCCACAUCAAUGUGUUUGUCUUAUGCAGGUAGUGGAAUGUUCCCAGCAUUACCCACAAUUGUACCUGUUUGGAACCUGUGUACAACCUAUAUGCACUUUGUUACUCUUUAUACAAAUAAAUCUAAUAAAGAAUUGA
Vombatus ursinus (common wombat) is the source of this 3525-nucleotide messenger RNA. RefSeq names its product tyrosine-protein kinase JAK1. The transcript has 14 exons. Lineage: Eukaryota; Metazoa; Chordata; Mammalia; Diprotodontia; Vombatidae. The record is from RefSeq and is a predicted model, not a curated record. Gene Ontology annotation, biological process: cell surface receptor signaling pathway via JAK-STAT; hemopoiesis; cytokine-mediated signaling pathway. The annotation marks the transcript as partial. Gene Ontology annotation, molecular function: cytokine receptor binding; ATP binding; non-membrane spanning protein tyrosine kinase activity. Gene Ontology annotation, cellular component: cytosol; membrane.